Molecule: messenger RNA, 1851 nt
Organism: Triticum dicoccoides
Lineage: Eukaryota; Viridiplantae; Streptophyta; Magnoliopsida; Poales; Poaceae
Product: E3 ubiquitin-protein ligase RNF19B-like
Exons: 3
Coding region: 158-1492 (444 amino acids)
Biological process (GO): protein ubiquitination
Molecular function (GO): ubiquitin-protein transferase activity; zinc ion binding
Source: RefSeq, a predicted model, not a curated record
CUGCAUUCCCCGAUCGAUCGCGGCCGACGCGCUCCUCAGCCAGCCAGCUAGCUCGCCUUCCCGCCGCCGGCGGCGGCGAUUCGAUUCCCGACCGCUGCAGCCUGCAGGAGUACGCGCCGGUGCUUUCCAGCUCCCACGCCUGAUCGCCGGCCACAGGAUGGAUGAUGAUUUUGCUGCAGCCGAAGCUGAGCAGCUUGAAGAGGUCCUCCGACUCUCGGCUCAGUCCACGACGAUGGCAUGUGCGGUUUGCAGACUGAUGACAGUAUCACUGGAAGCAUCAUGGAAACCUGAGAAUUGUGAUCAUGUCAUCUGUAUUGACUGCUUCGCCAAAUACACAACAGAGACAGUGGCCACAGAGAUGCCAAAGUGCCCGGUUGCUUCUUGCGAAUAUCAUGUCGAUCCAGAGAUACAUGAAUUUAUGGAAGUAGACGAUGAUGGCAGCCUGAUCGCAAUCAAAGAGAUCGAUGAUGGCAAAGGGAAGGAACAUCCCUAUAAUGGGCUGCAAGAAUCCGGCCAAGGUUCCGGCCGCGGCACGAUGAUGUGUGCAGUUUGCAGGCUGAUGAUCGUAUCGCUGGAAGCGUCGUGGAAACCUGAAAACUGUGAUCAUAUCAUCUGCAUCACCUGCUUUGCCAGAUACACAACCGAGAGUACGGCCACCGAGAUGCCCAAGUGUCCGAUUACUUCUUGCGAUUCUCUGUUGAAGCCAGACACACCACAAGUGAUCAAUACGGACGAUGAUGGUGAUGCUGGCAGCUCGUCAUCGACCAGAGUGGUAGACAAAGGCAAGCAACCGUGCAACGCCGUGCUGCAAGAGCUCGGCCAAUGUUCCAGCGGCACGACGAUUGCCAACGACUUCUACUGCACCAUCUGCAUGGAGGAAGUGCCUGCCAUAGAAUGCUUCCCGGUGGACGGGUGCACGCACGCGUUCUGCGUCAGCUGCGUGAGGCAGUACAUUGCGGCGAAGGUGGAAGAGAACGUGCUGCCCAUCAGAUGCCCCGACCCGGGCUGCAAGGACGGCACGCUCCAGCCGGAGGCGUGCCGGGACGUGAUCCCGACGCCGCUGUUCCAGCGGUGGGGCGCCGCGCUCUGCGACAUGGCGCUCGAGGGGCUCAAGUUCUACUGCCCCUUCAACGACUGCUCGACGCUGCUGGUCGACGACCACCAGGACGGGGACGCGGCGAUAAGGGACGUGGAGUGCCCCCACUGCUCCCGCAUGUUCUGCGCCCAGUGCAAGGUGCCGUGGCACGACGGCGUCGACUGCGCCGAGUUCCAGCGGCUCGGCAAGGACGAGCGCGGGCGGGAGGACCUGCUGCUGAGGAAGGUCGCGCAGGAGAGCAAGUGGCGGAGGUGCGCCAAGUGCAAGAUGUACGUCGAGAGGGUGGAAGGCUGCGUGUACAUUGUCUGCAGGUGCGGCCACCACUUCUGCUACCUGUGCGGCUCCGCGAUGGUGAAGGGCAACCAUCGUUGCAGCAAGUGCAAGCGUACGUGGUGAUCGGUGAAUGGUCUGCAGAUGCCCGGCGCUACUUCAGGGAAGCAAGUUCAUCAUGUCAGUACUCUCGAUUGGGUUAAAAGCUGGACAAUAGCCUACUUGGGUAUUACUACUGAUUUAGUUAGCAUUAAUUAGCUCGUGCAGCUCUGAUGCCAUUGCUAAUGUUAGUGGACAUCAGAAGUUGCAACUAUAUGAGCUCCAUUAGUAAACAUCACUAUUCUAAUCCGAAAAAAGGUUUCCCCCCGCUUUAGAUUAUAAAGCAACCAACAUCCACAACCAAGCCAUCGAUACAAACGCACACCACACACACCCAAGACGAGAUACAAGGAUGCCGGGCACCGACACACACCCUCAACGACUAC